Messenger RNA from Sus scrofa (pig), 3616 nucleotides. It is a transcript of the gene MVP, whose product is annotated as major vault protein. The record is from RefSeq and is a predicted model, not a curated record. Lineage: Eukaryota; Metazoa; Chordata; Mammalia; Artiodactyla; Suidae. Gene Ontology annotation, cellular component: nucleus; cytoplasm.
CAGGCAGCGCAAGUACUGAGCGCCUCUGCCUUUAGGGUGCAGAGUCCUGACCUGCUGGCCCUCCCUCCCUACCCCGGGGGCGCUGGGGCACCUGGGAGGAGCAGAGACCCUGCGAACUCCCAACACAGCACCUUACCAGAAAGAGGACAUGUGUAUGUGUGUGUGUGUUUUCUAUGGAACCGUUGUUUGGACACCUGGGCUGAAUUUUCUGAAUCUAAAAUAAAAAAAGAAAAGUAGCAGGUUAUCUUCUCUUUAGAGGAGGUACUGCCGCUGGAGCACACGCAGGCCUGGAGAGGCAGAGUCGGACCCACCCUGAUGGGAAAUGCCAGCCAGAGGGGGGAGAAGCCAACUCAGCACCACCCCCCCCCCCCCCCGCCGCCGCCCUAGGCCUUGGACCCCCUCCUAGUUUCAUUCCAGCGCUGCCAGCUGGCUCUGAGGCGGGCAUUCCUGAGCACUGAAUGAGCUGCAGUGCCUUCAGCUGCAGUGAAAGCCUCCCACAGGAGAGAAACAAACCCAAAAAACUCAACGAGAACCAGCUGCAAGGGCCCUUUAAAUGCCCAAGCCCCACCCCUGCGCCUGGCCUGCCCUGCCGGGAAGUGAUCCCUAGGGCUGGGUGAAGGCGGCUCCCUCUCCGAGCUGAGGCGUCAGCUGCAGCCAGCCACACUUCUGGAUGUCCUUGCCGAGGAUUAAACAAGCCAAUUAAAAGCAUUUGGGAAUUCCCUAGUGCCUCGCCAGGUUAAGGAUCCGGCUCUGGUUAUAGCUGUCUCGCUGGUUCAAUCCCUGGCCCAGGAACUUCCACAUGCCCCGGGCGCAGCCAAAAAAAAAAAGCAUUUAAUAUGACAGGUGAGCUCAGGAGUCACCAUGGCAACUGAAGAGUCCAUCAUCCGCAUCCCACCGUACCACUACAUCCACGUGCUGGACCAGAACAGCAACGUGUCCCGCGUGGAGGUUGGACCGAAGACUUACAUCCGGCAGGACAAUGAGAGGAUCCUGUUUGCCCCCGUGCGCAUGGUGACUAUCCCCCCACGCCACUACUGCACCGUGGCCAACCCGGUGUCCCGGGACGCCCAGGGCUCUGUGCAGUGUGACGUCACAGGGCAAGUACGGCUCCGCCACGCUGACCUGGAGAUCCGGCUGGCCCAGGACCCUUUCCCCCUGUACCCAGGGGAGGUGCUGGAAAAGGACAUCACCCCACUGCAGGUGGUUCUGCCCAACACCGCCCUCCACCUUAAGGCGCUGCUGGAUUUUGAGGAUAAGAACGGAGACAAGGUGGUGGCCGGAGAUGAGUGGCUGUUUGAGGGACCCGGCACGUAUGUUCCCCGGAAGGAGGUGGAGGUGGUGCAGAUCAUUCAGGCCUCCGUCAUCAAGCAGAACCAGGCCCUGCGGCUGAAGGCCCGCAAGGAAUGCUGGGACCGGGACGGCAAGGAGAGGGUGACAGGAGAAGAAUGGCUGGUCCGCUCCGUGGGUGCCUAUCUCCCAGCAGUGUUUGAGGAGGUUCUGGAUGUGGUGAAUGCUGUGAUCCUCACAGAAAAGACAGCCCUGCACCUCCGGGCCCGGCAGAACUUCCGAGACUUGCGGGGAGUGGUGCGCCGCACGGGGGAGGAGUGGCUGGUGACUGUGCAGGACACGGAGGCCCACGUGCCAGAUGUCUAUGAGGAGGUGGUAGGCGUCGUGGCCAUCACCACCCUAGGCCCCCACAACUACUGCGUGAUCCUCGACCCCGUCGGACCAGAUGGCAAGAACCAGCUGGGGCAAAAGCGUGUGGUCAAGGGAGAGAAGUCUUUCUUCCUCCAGCCAGGAGAGAAGCUGGAACGAGGCAUCCAGAAGGUGUAUGUGCUGUCGGAACAGCAGGGGCUGCUGCUGAGGGCCCUGCAGCCCCUGGAGGAGGGGGAGGACGAGGAGAAGGUCUCCCACCAGGCUGGGGACCGCUGGCUCAUCCGAGGACCCCUCGAGUACGUGCCAUCCGCCAAGGUGGAGGUGGUGGAAGAGCGUCAGGCCAUCCCCCUGGAUGAGAACGAGGGCAUCUACGUGCAGGACGUCAAGACCGGAAGGGUGCGUGCGGUGAUCGGGAGCACCUACAUGCUGACCCAGGACGAGGUUCUGUGGGAGAAGGAGCUGCCUCCGGGGGUGGAGGAGCUGCUGCUCAAGGGGCAGGACCCUCUGGCCGACAGGGGCGAGAAGGACACGGCCAGGAGCCAGCAGCCCUCCGCUCCCCGGAACAAGACCCGCGUGGUCAGCUACCGCGUGCCCCACAACGCGGCCGUGCAGGUGUACGACUACCGCGAGAAGAGAGCUCGCGUGGUCUUCGGGCCAGAGCUGGUGUCGCUGGGGCCCGAGGAGCAGUUCACCGUGUUGUCCCUCUCGGCCGGGCGGCCCAAGCGUCCCCACGCCCGCCGCGCGCUCUGCCUGCUGCUGGGGCCUGACUUCUUCACCGACGUCAUCACCAUUGAAACUGCGGACCAUGCCAGGCUCCAGCUGCAGCUUGCCUACAACUGGCACUUUGAGCUGAGUGACCGGAAGGACCCCCAAGAGGCGGCCAGGCUUUUCUCAGUGCCUGACUUUGUGGGUGACGCCUGCAAGGCCAUCGCGUCCCGGGUGCGGGGAGCCGUGGCCUCCGUCACCUUUGAUGACUUCCAUAAGAACUCGGCCCGCAUCAUUCGCACGGCUGUCUUCGGCUUUGAGAUCCCGGAAACCAAGGGGCCAGACAGCACGGCCCUGCCCCAGCCCCGGGACCGGGCCGUCUUCCCCCAGAACGGGCUGGUGGUCAGCAGUGUGGAUGUGCAGUCGGUGGAGCCCGUGGACCAGAGGACCCGGGACGCCUUGCAGCGCAGCGUCCAGCUGGCCAUCGAGAUUACCACCAACUCACAGGAGGCAGCUGCCAAGCACGAAGCUCAGAGACUAGAACAGGAAGCCCGCGGCCGGCUUGAAAGGCAGAAGAUCUUAGACCAGGCAGAAGCCGAAAAAGCACGCAGGGACCUCUUAGAGCUGGAGGCCCUGAGCACUGCGGUGGAGAGCACCGGGACCGCCAAGGCAGAGGCCGAAUCCCGUGCAGAGGCGGCGCGCAUCGAGGGCGAAGGCUCCGUGCUGCAGGCCAAGCUGAAGGCAGAGGCCUUGGCCAUUGAGACGGAGGCCGAGCUCCAGCGAGUAAAGAAGGUGCGAGAACUUGAGCUGGUCUAUGCCCGGGCCCAGCUGGAGCUGGAGGUGAGCAAGGCCCAGCAGCUGGCCGAGGUGGAGGUGAAGAAGUUCAGGCAGAUGACGGAGGCCCUGGGCCCCAGCACCAUCAGGGACCUCGCUGUGGCAGGGCCAGAGAUGCAGGUAAAACUGCUCCAGAGCCUGGGCUUAAAAUCAACCCUCAUCACAGACGGCUCCACUCCCAUCAACCUCUUCAAUACAGCCUUUGGGCUGCUGGGGCUCGGGUCUGAGGCCCCGGCCCCAGCCCCAGCCCCAGCCCCGGCCCCUGCCCCUGCCAGGAAGGCAGCCGGAGCGCCCAUCACCCAGGAGGGCCUGCUUCCCCCUCCCACUCCCAUUCCUUCGGUUCUCCAAGGCAACCAGAUUGUGCCUUAGCUCAGUCCGGCACUGACAAAUAAAACUGAUACCUCAGGGCAUUUAAACCCUC